Molecule: messenger RNA, 2151 nt
Organism: Naumovozyma castellii
Lineage: Eukaryota; Fungi; Ascomycota; Saccharomycetes; Saccharomycetales; Saccharomycetaceae
Gene: MMS4
Product: Mms4p
Exons: 1
Coding region: 1-2151 (716 amino acids)
Source: RefSeq, a predicted model, not a curated record
AUGAAUGAGGUAAUAGAACUCAUCCAAAGUGAGAGUGCAACUGAAGGCGAUUUGCAGAUAAUCGAGGAAUCAUGCAAUACUUCGGUCGUUAUUGAUCUAGCGAUGGAGGAAUCAGACCAACAAGAAACUCCGAAGAAAAGAUAUCCUUCAUCUCCAGUGAUUCAUCCUGAUAUACUAGUUAUUGAUGAAAUUAAGACAAGAGAGAAUGACGAGAACAUGGAUUCCUGUGAGUUGUCUGUACCAUUUUGCCAGGAUAUAAGCGCUAAUAGUAAAGUCUCUAAUGUUAUCUCAUCACAUCAUUCCAUGAGCUAUAUUCAUGAUAUUGAUACUCAUAUGCCAAAUGAAAAAUUUGGUACCCCACAAACAGGCACAAACAUUAAAUCAAAAAAUAAGCGGUUAUUAGAUGAUUUAAUAAGUGAUGAUCUUUCACCGUUCACAGAUAUCGCUAGUGGUAACUCCAGUAACAAAAAAACUAAUCUGAAAGAUCUCUCCAGUAAAUGGGGGAUUGGAUUGGAAAAACUGCCAGAUCCUAAACCAUCUGAUUUUCUUACAGCUUCCCCCCUAAAUGAUUUUGAAAUAAUUGAUGAUCGGGCAAUUCAAGAAUUAAAAUUAUCCAAAACAAAAGGUGUUCAAAGUUCACAGAAUGUCCUAUCUGAUUUUCCUCUUUCUUCCCCUACUGCAAGAAAAAAUUCUUCUUUGGUCUCAAGAUCCCAGGAGGCAUUAAAACCACUAGAUACUGAUGUUUCUGUGGAAAACAAUCCAAAUGAAGCUGCUCCUUCCGUGAAAAUACGAAGAGAACUAGAAGAGAGAAGUAAAUUAGAAUUAUCAAGGGCAAGAAGGGAAAAAAACAACAAAGCAAGCCUGGAAACAAGUGAACUUAUGAACAAAGAUGCACCAGAUAUUAUCGAGUUGAAUUUAUCGAAAUUUCUUGAUGAGGAUGAUUCAACUGAUGGACUGAAUUUAAGAUCCACACCUAUUAAAGCCACCAGGACUGCAAGUCAGCCCAAUCCAAGGUUAAAUAAACAUGUUUCCGUUGUUCUUCCGAUCCAAAGAUCAAAAACUAUGGAUGCAUCUGAGUUUAAUUCUGACCUCUUCCUUCAUGACAAUAAUUAUCAGGAUAAUCUAAAAGCUUAUAUCGUUAAUGGGAAAGAAUUUACUCACGACGAAUCUGAAACAAUGGUUAGACAUUGGCUAAAAGAAAAUAAGGAAGCUUUUAAACAGGUUAACCAAAUAUACAGGGAUAAUCAAAAGGCCAGAUCACAGAUUAUUAUUGAGAUGACUAAAGAGCUACUAAGCUCAUUUAUUAAAACACAAGAUGAUUUUGAAACUUUACUAGAGCCAGCUACUAUACAAACCAGUUAUGACGAUUCUGUUCCUUUGAUAAGAUUUUUAAGAAGAUGUGACAGUGUAUAUGAUUUUUCUCAUGAUUAUUAUUAUCCCUGUGCUCCAAAAAUAAUUGAGGAGAAUAUCUGUUUGCUAUAUUUUGAUGCGCAAGAUUUUUUUCAACGAUAUACUAAUGAUAAGAAGGAGUUAUACAAGAUGACACGGUCGUUCUCAAAAAGAAAUAAGUAUGUUAUUUUGGUUCUCAGUGAAUUAAACAAAUUGAAAAAAGCGAUUGACAAUCUAGAAGAUAAAAGAUAUAAAGAACGGGUGAACGAGCGUUUAUCUGGAUCACCAUCUAAGACCCAAUCUAAAAAAGCUCAAACUAAAAUGGAUGAAAUUAGAAAUCUCAAUAUGAAUAAAGACGAUCUAGAAAAAAGAAUUCGUUUUAUCGAUAGAGAAUGGAAAGUCAAGAUUCAUACUGUAAAUUCAUACACAGAAUUUAUACAUUCGUUGCCAAAUCUAGUAUCCAUAAUAGGGAAACAACGGAUGGACCCAGCAAUUAGAUUUAUGAAGUAUGCUCAUUUGAACGUUAAAUCAGGUCAAGAUAAAAAAGAUAUUUUGAAAAAAGUGUUCAGAGAAAUCGGGAAGAUACCAGAUUUGAAGGCAAAUUCAAUACUUCAAGCUUAUCCUACAUUUCAAACAUUAUUAGAGGACUUUGAAAAUGGCCAACUGAAAUCGGGUUUUGAUGGUCGACAUUUAAUGACCGAGAUGAUGGAAAAGAAACUUCAUAAGCUAUUUACAUGUAAAAAUCCCAAUGAAGCAUUAUAA